AUAUAUUGUCUGCCGGGCGAAAUGGAAACACCCUGCACGCUGAAAUAUUUUUUUGAUUAAAUCUCCUACUAGAGACAGGGUUCCGAGCGGAGGUAUUUGGAAUCAGAGGUAGAGGCUAAGGGGUUACAAAAAGAGCACCUACGCCCAGCUAGCUUAGCCGUCGUGUGAGACACACGGACUGGAUAUAAGCGCUUCGAUAAUUUCUCCCUUACGACUAGAAUAGACUCUUUACUUCUAAUCACCACCAGCACUGUCAGAAUGUAUGCGCAACUUCUCCCUCUCGCCGCCCUGGCCGCUACCGUCUCUGGCCACGGUCUAAUAACGACGCCUACUCCCCGCGGCCCAGGAGACGCAUCCUCCGCUGCAUGCGGGUCCUCCGUUGUCGCCAACAUCAAGGGCGACCUGACCUCGCACGUCGAAGGCUUACCCGAGCUCGCCGCCAAGGACACGGGAUACCACGGCGAGCUCUGCAACCUCUGGCUAUGCCGUGGCCUGCAAUACGCCGACAACGCAGCCAACGUCCAAGCCUACAAGCCCGGCCAAAAGGUCACCAUCGAGGUGGAUCUGACGAUCCCGCACGUCGGCUCUGCCAACGUGUCUGUCGUCGAUACCAAGACUAACACCAUCAUCGGCGAACCUCUGCUUAACUGGCCCUCCGGCUAUGCCGACGAGCGCCAGUUCUACGCUCACCAGACCCCUGCCAACCAGACCAAGUUCGACGUUACUAUCCCCGAGGACCUCGGCUCCAAGUGCGCUGAUGCUGGUUCUUGCGUUCUUCAGUGGUGGUGGUACGGAACGGGAGCGAAGCAGACCUACGAGAGCUGCAUCGACUUCACCGCGUAAGGGCCGCCGCAUCGACGAUACCAGUGAGAUAUGAAAGGGUAUUUGGACCGAAACAAUACAUAUAGGAAUAGAUGUGAAUAGAUAUCUCUUCAAAGAAAUAUUGAAUACCAGAGUCAACCAUAACUACCUACCUCGGAUGAACCAGUGUCAUAUGAGCAUGAAGGACCAUAUCG
Daldinia loculata is the source of this 1016-nucleotide messenger RNA. RefSeq lists its product as uncharacterized. NCBI's taxonomy places the organism in Eukaryota, Fungi, Ascomycota, Sordariomycetes, Xylariales, Hypoxylaceae. The coding region runs from base 259 to 843 and encodes 194 amino acids. The record is from RefSeq and is a predicted model, not a curated record. The transcript has 2 exons.